Dichomitus squalens LYAD-421 SS1 is the source of this 543-nucleotide messenger RNA. Its product is annotated as carbonic anhydrase. The transcript is spliced from 2 exons. Lineage: Eukaryota; Fungi; Basidiomycota; Agaricomycetes; Polyporales; Polyporaceae. The coding region runs from base 1 to 543 and encodes 180 amino acids. Gene Ontology annotation, molecular function: carbonate dehydratase activity; zinc ion binding. The record is from RefSeq and is a predicted model, not a curated record.
AUGGCCACUCCAGCUCUCACAGAUCUCCUGGCGCGAAACAAGGCCGCGACGGCCUCCUACCAACCCAUGCCUUACCUGUCCGAGAUGAAGACGUUAAACCUCUCGCCGAUUACGACGGUCAUCGUGACAUGCGUGGACCCGCGCGUCAGCCCCGACCAGUUCUUCGGCCUCAAGCUGGGCGACGCGAUCGUCAUCCGCAACACCGGCGGGCGCGUAGAGUCCGCCCUGAAGGAGAUCGCGGUGCUCGACAGCUUACUUGGGCAUGACACGCUCAAGCAGCUGCUUAUCGUGCACCACACGGACUGCGGGGCCAGUCACUUCAAGGACGCGGCUGUGAAGGCGGAGAUCGCUGCUCGGCAUCCCGAGAAGAAAGCAGAGAUCGAGACUUGGUACACGGGUUCUUUUGGAGGAAGAAGCACUGAGGAGAGCGUAAAGGAUGAUCUGGCCAUCGCGCAGGCUGACGAGCUGCUGGGCGAGUCGAUCAAGAAGGGCACGCACGGAUUUGUCCUUGACAUCAAGACGGGACUGCUCACCGAAGUUUGA